This is a messenger RNA of Fraxinus pennsylvanica, 5112 nucleotides long. Lineage: Eukaryota; Viridiplantae; Streptophyta; Magnoliopsida; Lamiales; Oleaceae. The record is from the annotation of a GenBank genome assembly.
AUGGCGACACCAAGGGAGCACAUAGAGGAAAUAAGGAGAAACAAGUUUUCGAUUGGAGCUGAAGAAACGAAUCCACUCACAGAGGAUCUUCAUCAGGCUGUUAAAAAUCUCUCUGCAGAGCUCUACGCUAAGGAUGUUCACUUUCUCAUGGAACUCAUCCAGAAUGCCGAGGAUAAUGAGUACGAGGAAGGCGUGGAUCCUUCGCUGCAAUUUGUCAUAACUUCUAAGGAUAUUACAGGAACUGGAGCAACCUCUACAUUACUGAUCUUUAACAAUGAGAAGGGUUUCUCCCCUAAGAACAUUGAGUCAAUUUGUAGCGUUGGACGAUCCACCAAAAAGAACAACCGCAGACGUGGUUAUAUUGGCGAGAAAGGAAUUGGGUUCAAGAGUGUAUUUCUAAUCACUUCUCAGCCAUACAUAUUCAGCAAUGGCUAUCAGAUUCGUUUUAACGAAUCCCCUUGCUCGAAGUGCAACGUUGGCUACAUUGUCCCUGAAUGGGUUGAGGAAAACCCAAUUCUCUCGGAUAUAAAGCAUAUCUAUGGCUCAAGUUCUGACCUUCCAACUACAACGAUAGUACUACCUCUGAAACCUGACAAGGUGAAGCCUGUGAAGCAACAGCUUUCAAGCAUUCAUCCAGAACUUUUGUUGUUUCUGUCAAAGAUAAAGAGGCUUUCUGUUAGGGAAGAUACUGAUGAUCCCAGUUGCAAUACAGUGACGGCAAUUUCCAUCUCAAGCGAGACCAAUUUUGUUACGAGGAAGAAUAUCGACGCUGAAUCCUACUUGCUCCAUAUCUCUACUGAUGAAAAAUGUGAUAACUUGGAGACAGAAUGCAGCUAUCAUAUGUGGAGGCAGAGAUUUCCCGUCAGACAGGAAAAUAGGGUAGAAAGAAGAAUGGAAGUGGAAGAAUGGGUGAUCACAUUGGCUUUUCCCAAUGGAGAGCGUCUUCAUAGAGGAUCAACAUCCCCUGGGAUCUAUGCAUUCCUUCCUACAGAGAUGGCUACAAAUUUCCCUUUCAUAAUUCAGGCAGAUUUUCUUCUAGCAUCAUCAAGGGAAACGAUCCUUUUGGAUUGCACUUGGAACCAGGGUAUUCUUAACUGUGUGCAUAUUGCUUUUAUUAAUGCAUUUACUUCACUUGUGAAAUCAAGGGAAGAUGUUCCUGUUUCUCUUCUGCCGCGGAUGUUUGGCUUCUUACCAAUCUUGAAUUCUCCUUAUGAUCUGCUUGAUUCUGUGAGAACAUCCAUCCAAUCAGAACUGAUGGAAGAAAGUAUUAUUCCUUGUGAAUCAUACACAGAGCAGAAUUUAUUCCAUAAACCCCGUGAAGUUGGAAGAUUAAUGCCUACUUUCUGGAAUCUGUUAAAGAUGGCUAGGCAACAAGGACUGAGCUUGGAUGACAUCUCAAACCAUGGAAAGUAUAUUUUAAGCUCUGCAUUUGAUGUGGAGAAGUACGAACACAUACUAAAUUUUUUGGGAGUAGAGUACGUCAACGAUGAAUGGUAUGCAAUGUGUGUCGGGAGUUCCAAUCUUGUGCUGGGAGUAUCAGAAGAUCUUUAUUUGGAGCUUCUUUUAUUUAUUGCUGAGAACUGGAGAUCCUUCUCAAAUACUAGCAUUGUGGAAAUACCACUCCUUAAGUAUUCCAGUGCACAAUCUCAAGUGUCUCUAUGUAGAAUAAAUGAAGUCUCUCAAUGUCGAGAGAUUCUUUUAUCAAAAGAGUUCGAUCAAAUCUCUUGGCUGAUUGAUUGGAAUGGGGAAUUCCUAUGUGCUAAUAAUCGAUUUUUCCUUCCCAAGUCGACACAGUGUGAAAUUUUUUCACAUUCCAAGAGGCAGACAAUACAUGACUGGCUCAUGAAAGAAGUGAAUGUUAGUGCUGUAUGUGUGUAUGAUUAUGCUCUCAUUCUGAAAGAGGCGCUCGGUAAUGACGCAGAACGUGUUGUUACCUAUGUCCAUUUCCUCUAUCACUCGCUUAGACAGAAAUACCUACCAAGAAUGGAGGAUGAUAAUGUAUAUGGUUCUAUACCACUUGUUAAUAACUAUGGGCAGGUGACCAGAAGUAGACAAGGGGUUCUUGUCCCUGCUAAUGGAAGCAGUUGGGUGCAAUUGAUUGGUUCAAUUCCAUGGAGAAAUGAAGGUUAUGUUGAACUGGGAAAAGAUUAUUUGAAGUCAAGAAAGCAUGCUGGUAUUCUUACCCAUGAAAAAGAACUUCUUCAAUUUCUUAAAUCUCAUGUCGCAGCUUUAGAUAUACCUGAUUUGCCCCCUCCAGACGCACGGAUCCCAAACUUCUUUUCUUUACUAACCAAACAAAAUGCUUACUUGCUUUUAAAGUGGAUUCGUAACUUGAAAGAGAAGAAUAUUUACAUGCCAAGCGAGUUUUUUAACUGCAUAAAGAAUGGAAGCUGGCUUCAGGUUUUGCUCAAUGGCAGUGUUAGCUGCAAGCCACCGUCACAAUCAUUCCUACCUACCUCUUCAUGGGAAUGCCUUCUUCAAAAUGGAUCAUUGCUUGUUGAUAUACCAUUGGUGGAUCAAAGUUUUUAUGGUAUAGAAAUAUCAAACUAUAAGGCCGAGUUGAGAAAAGUCGGGGUUAUGACUGAAUUUAGUGAAGCAUGUGAAUAUAUUGGAAAUCAUCUAAUGUCGAAAGUUGUUUCAUCCACUCUAAACAGAGUCCAUGGUAUUUCAAUACUGAGUUUCAUCAGUUUUUUGAGGGAUAAACUUCUUCCUCCUUAUCACUUCAUCAACAGAAUAAAGGAUGAAAAAUGGCUACGGACUUCCCAAGGUGACAGGAGCCCUGUAGAAUCUGUGUUUUAUGAUGAAGAAUGGAAGGCUGCCUCUCAAAUUAGUGAUAUUCCAUUUAUUGAUCGUGACUAUUAUGGCGAGGAAAUUCUUUCUUUUCGUACGGAACUUCAGCUUCUUGGUGUGGUAUUUGACUUAUGUGGAAAUCACAAACUUGUUGUUGACAACUUAAAAUCUCCAGCAUGCCUUACGUCUCUGACAGCCGAAGCUGUUCUCUUGAUGCUGGAGUGCACGAGUCAUUUAAGCUCAUCCGACAAACUUGUCAGAGUUCUCAAAGAUAAGAUCCGCUUGAAGACAAACAUGGGUUACAAAUCUCCAGCUGACUGUUAUCUGUUUGAUCCUACAUGGGGUUGCCUUCUGCAAGUUUUCAAUAGUUUUCCUCUUGUUGAUGAUCAAUUUUAUGGAGAAAGCAUUUUGUCGUUCAGAAAUGAAUUGAAGAAAAUAGGAGUGAUCGUUGAUUUUGAGGAAGCAACAAAAGCAUUUUCUCAUGUGUUUAGGCAACAAGCAUCACUAUCUUCUAUAAAUAAAGAUAGUGUCCUUUCACUUCUUGCAUGUUACAAAAAUUUGAAAGGCACUGCUUUUAAAUUCCCCAAGGAUCUCAAGAAGUGCAUUCGAGAGGUUAAAUGGCUGCGCACUCGACUUACUGAUUGCAGAGCACCAAAAGAUUGCAUUCUGUUUGGCCCAGACUGGACAUCUAUCUCUUCGAUAUCUCUGUUGCCUUUAAUUGAUGAUGGUGAGAAUUACUAUGGUGAGGGCAUUCACGACUACAAAACGGAACUUCAGAGAAUGGGAGUUGUUGUUUCUUUUAAGUAUGGUGCUGAGUUUGUGGCUUCAAGCCUUCGUUUACCUCAAGAUCCCAGUAGCAUCACUGCUGAAGCUGCAUACUCAUUGUUGGAAUGCAUUCGGAAUUUGCUGAGAGAGCAGGAUGAGCCUUUAAUUGCUACUCUUUCACAAAAAGCUGCUCGGAACUGGAUAAAGACCCAUGCCGGUUAUAGGUCUCCAGACAAGUGUCUGCUAUUUGGUUCUGAUUGGGGUUCUACCUUAUUGCGGGAGGACGGGCCUUUCAUCGACGAAAGAUUUUACGGCCCUAUCAUAAGUUCUUAUUCAAAAGAGCUAAAUGCUUUAGGAGUUGUGGUUGAAAAGAGAAAAGGGUGCGCAUUGCUUGCCAGUUACCUCGACGCACAUACAAAUUUUAUGGCUAUCAAGAGGAUCUAUUCUUGCUUAAAUAAGUUGAACUGGGAACUCACCAGUGAAGAUGCUGCAAAAAUAUGGAUUCCAAAUGGUUCUAAUGAUGGUGAAUGGGUAAGUUCUGAUGACUGUGUUCUUCAUGACAAAGACGGUCUAUUUGGUCAGCAGUUGAACAUUUUGGACAAGUAUUACGAGGAUGAAUUGUUGAAUUUCUUCUCUAAUGCUCUACAAGUUAAAACUUAUCCUUCUCUUGAUGACUACUGCAAGCUUUGGAAGGAUUGGGAGGAUUCUGGCCACUUAUUAUCCCAUGAUGAAUGCAUUGCCUUUUGGGCUUUUGUUGCCAAGCAUUGGAGUCAAGCGACACAGAAAGUUCUUUCUGAGAACUUACUAAAACUCCCGGUUUUGUCUGGUUCAGAUAAAAUUUCGUUGAUGGACAAAUAUGACGUCCUCAUUGCCGAUGAUCUUCGCCUGAAGGAUCUUUUUGAACAGUUUGCUUCGCAGCCGCUAUUCGUCUGGUAUCCUCAGCCAUCUUUGCAAUCCUUGCCCAGAAAGAAGUUGCUUGAUAUUUAUAGAGAAAUUGGAGUGCGAAAUUUAUCUGAAUCUGUUCAGAAAAGUGAGCAAUCUGCAAUUGACGGCGUUGUUCCCAUGCAGGUGAAUCCAAAAGAGGUUUUCAUUGGAAGAGGUCUGUUUAAACUAAUUCUUGGUUUUCUUGCUGAUCUCCAAAUUGAAGUACAGAAGAGGCAUGAUGCUCUGAAAGGCUUGCUCAAAAUUACUGUUCUUGAGACAGCAACGCCAAUAACCGUGGACUACAGUUUACCACUUUCUUCGGGGGAAAUCAUGAAUGUCAGUGCAAGAAAGUUGAUGCGUUGGGAUAGAGAGAAGUCAAAGUUUUUUAUGCAGAAGAUGGAUAAAUCAGGUGGUCAUAAGAAUGUCCUCGAACGCGCAACAUAUUUUUGUGAAGUAAUUUCUGAGGGAUUUCUGUGGGAUGAAGAAGACCAUACUCAAAAGCUUGCUGAACUAAUCAAAUUAGGUUUUAUCAUGGAAUUUGAUGAGGCAGCUAUUGAGUUCUUGAUGAAGACUAAAAAUCUGCAGAUAUUUUUGGAGGAUGAAGAAUUUCUCUCUUCUGCCUUCUCUUCUUAA